Sinocyclocheilus rhinocerous is the source of this 1323-nucleotide messenger RNA. Its product is annotated as transmembrane protein 198-like. The record is from RefSeq and is a predicted model, not a curated record. The transcript is spliced from 5 exons. Bases 163 to 1095 code for a protein of 310 amino acids. Gene Ontology annotation, cellular component: plasma membrane. Lineage: Eukaryota; Metazoa; Chordata; Actinopteri; Cypriniformes; Cyprinidae.
GAAGCGAGGAAAGACCGUUGUGUGUUGAUUUCGCUCAUGAGGAUAUUGACGCGCGUUCAUCCGAUCUGCUUUGGUAAGCACUUUUGAACACAUUUGGAGAAAUGUAAGGAUUAGAAACACACUUCGCCUGCAGCAGUGAGUGAGGAAGCGUUGGAGAGCAGCAUGACGAACGAGACGGAGACCGCAAGAGUGGCCUGCGCUCCGGACAUCAGGACAGAAUAUGAGCUGGGACCGGCUGUUACCUGCUCGCUCUGCUUCGCUCUGGCGCUCAUUUACUGUUUCUGCGGUUACCGCUGUUUUAAGACGGUGCUGUUUGUGUCGGGCCUGGCGUGGGGCGCUGCUGUGGGACAGCUGCUGUGUGUGCAGGAGCGUCUGCUGGACGGCUGGACGCGGGCGAGCGUCUCUCUGGGCGUGGGUCUGCUGGCGGCGCUCGUGGCGGUGCUGGUGCGCAGCGUUGGGCUCUUCCUCACCGGCCUCCAGCUGGGAGCGCUGCUCUCCGGCGCCGCCCUGCUGCUGCUGGGACAGUAUUACCCCGUGCUCAGCCCGCCGUGGGCCCCUGUCGGCGCGGUCGUAGGAGCCAGUGUCUUCUGUGCCGUCAUCACUCUGUGCUGGAGGAAGGCCAUGAUGGUAGCUGCUACGGCUUCGGUCGGGGCCGCGGGGGCCACGGUGUGUGUGGGUUACUGGGUGGAGACGCCUGUGCUGGUGCUGCGGGCGUUUGAGGGUCUGAAGACACAACAGGGCUUGUGCUGGCACAGCUGGCCGGUGAUUGGGAUUUGGCCUGUACUCACAGCACUGGGGAUGCUGGUCCAGUGCAGAAUCACAGCGCAUGCUGACGUGUGUGUGACGGGUGAACAGAAGCAGCUGGAUCUGACGAGGAUCAGACAGACGCGUGGCCGCAGACCGCCGGCCCUCCAGCGCUACACGGGAGACGUGCUGGCCCCGAGUUAUCUGGCGAGUCUGCGAGAGCGGCAGACACACACGGGCUCCUCGCUCUGGAGCUUGAGCUCCGUUCAUCACGUCAUGAUCGACUUUGAUUCUGAGACGGGAUCGCUGGUGCCUCUCACAACCUCAGCGUCGGCUCUUCUCAGACUGUGAAGCAAUCGCACGUGAUCUCAGAGGAAUCAUUACUCCGCUGAUCUGAGUCUGCAGUUCACCUCAGCUGCAUGCAAACACACUUACUUUACAAAUAGCUUCAGUCUUAUUCACAAGACACUGAUUAUAUUGAGAUGUUUAUUAAAGCUUGUCUCAGAGCGUGGUACGGCUGUAUGUGGACACCGCACUUAUACAGGGCUUCUGCAGGUCUGAGAGAGGGUUCAAAGAGUC